AUGAGCUUUUAUGAAAGAUGUGAUUACUGGACGUCUGCGGCGGUGCGGUCUAUUGGAGCUCCUACUUUUGCCUUUGGUAUUGUACUUAUUAUUGGUUGUACUCUGUCGGUUGCUCGUAUCGCUAUACCUUUAGUAGCAGAAAAGGGAUCUAUUCUCUUUAUAUGCCUUUGUUUUAUCUGCAGUGUCUUCUCGUUUUGUAUUCUUUUUAAUUUUGUCGCGGCGGGUGUAUUUCGUGAGCCGUUGAUUUCUUCUGCAGAGACAGAACGAUUGGCGUGUGAGGCCUCGCAAUUACCACCACGUCAACAACAACAAUUAUUAGAUGAACCGGCACGAUUUUGUAAAACUUGUGAACGAUAUAAAGCCCCACGUGAACAUCACUGUAGUGUUUGUAAUCGUUGUGUAGCGAAGAUGGAUCAUCACUGUCCAUGGAUUAAUAAUUGUGUGAAUUCUGAGAAUCAUCGAUACUUUUUUCUCUUUUUAUUAUAUCUAUUUAUAGGAACUGGCUGUGGUGUUGUAGUGGUACUUCUACCAGCCUAUUGGCGUCUCUCUAAUGAGAAUAAUAGGGAUGAAUUGAAACCACCAUCUUAUCGUGAACCGAAGAUUCAUAUGUUUCCUUUACUGCUAACGUUAAUUCUUUGUGCUGCCAUGUUUAUUUGUAUGAUUUUCUUUUUGGGAUGGAAUACACUACAUGUCUUUCGUAAUGAAACCCAGAUUGAACGAUCUAUUGUUCAAUUUAAGGAAAAUCUCUCGUACGGUGGUCGUUCUAUUCCAUUUCGCAAUCCAUAUGAUCUUGGUCGUUGGCGUAAUGUUUUGUUUUUACUUGAGACUCGUGGGGAUCCACUCAUUCGUAGACUGAAGAAGGGAGAAAAUGUGGUGAAUGUAAAACUUCUUCUUUGGUUAAUUAUUCCAACACUGCGGCCCUCCGCGUGUGAUGGGGUGCACUUUCCAACCUUUGAGGAAGAGAUCCUGUUGGCAGUGUAG
Messenger RNA from Trypanosoma theileri, 981 nucleotides. RefSeq lists its product as uncharacterized. Lineage: Eukaryota; Euglenozoa; Kinetoplastea; Trypanosomatida; Trypanosomatidae. Gene Ontology annotation, molecular function: palmitoyltransferase activity. Bases 1 to 981 code for a protein of 326 amino acids. The transcript has a single exon. The record is from RefSeq and is a predicted model, not a curated record.